AUGGAACAUGAGAUAUCACUGAAUACUAAAGUGCUAGAUAAUACUGGAAUGCCGGAACACAGGAUAACCUUGCCGAACACUGAAAAAUUGGAUAAAACUGGAAUAUUGGACAACACUGGAAUACCUGAUAACACUGGAUUACUGGAUAAUCUUGGAAUGUUGAAAUAUUGGAUAGCACUGGAACGUCGACACACUGGCAACACUGGAAUACUAGAUACUGGAUAA
Molecule: messenger RNA, 225 nt
Organism: Diversispora eburnea
Lineage: Eukaryota; Fungi; Glomeromycota; Glomeromycetes; Diversisporales; Diversisporaceae
Source: the annotation of a GenBank genome assembly